GUCGUCACUGAUGCAACCUAGGAAUUAGACCGUGUCUUCUAACACCAUGAUACCCAAUAUUUCAGCGCCAGGUAUUCAGGGAGGCGGGCAGAUGGAUGUAAUAUGUUUGAUUCCUAUCUGAAGGCCUUGUCGAUCCUCGUCUCUGGGUAAAUGCCGACAUGCUUGUAAGGCUUUUCGUAUGAUACGUGACCAAUAGGCGCGCCGGCUUGUGAUUUCGAACCUAUGAUGGUGGGCAUAAUGGGCAUAAUGUACUAGUCGUCUUAUGGUAUAUAUCAUCGCUGCCCCCUCCCGACUAGGGAUUCUCUAGGGACUUGGGUAAUCAGUAUGAACUAGUUGAUUCGUCAUCGGAAUUAGAUCGCCCAGCAUGAUCCCAGAAGCAGAUCUCUGGGGAAGGCUCCCCCUAGAGUUGAUCGAGCGGAUCUUAGACCUUUUGGUAGACGACUAUGACCAGGACCCUGCAUAUCAAUGGACGACCUUACGGCAUACAGCAAGAAGACAGAUGCGCCGCAUCGAACGCUAUUUCUUGUGGUAUUGGGUCCCGAAGCUAACUAUUACGCUGUACUCGGGGCCACGAUGUCAGAUUGAUUAUAAGCUUUCUAAUCAUACUAGUGAGGGCGGCUUUGAAACUAGUCGCGUUCGAUUUCAGACCUCGGGAGCUGGCCUUUCGAAUUCACUGAACAAAAGGGAAAUCCAUACCUUGUGGAGUCAAUAUAGCUUCGAGAAUCGAGUCGCACAUAUCAGAUUAGGUGAAGGCAUCUUAAAGAAGGGCAUGACAGGGGGCUAUAUUGUCAACGAUACCGACAUCGUCGAUCUGAAAGUGGAAAAUGAUGGCCUCGAUAUCAUGUUUAACUGGCGGAAGACCUUUGACGCACUGCUUCGGGAAGAGGUAAUGAUGCGUAGGGUACAAGCAGAGAUGGCUUUGGAUAAGAAGAUGAAGUUAGCAGCUGAGAAUCGGUGGCCACCGUUCCCCAGGAUUCAGCGGCUGGCUCUCGUCAAGCACUUCGUGCUGGACAUACAAAUGGCUAAACGAGUUGCCGUCCAACAACACCGUCUGAAGCAUUACGAUGCAUCCAACGAGAUUAAGCUAGGAAGCCUAACGCACGAGUCCCAACACCUGCAUAAGCAAUACCUGCCCCCGUUGCCUCCAGUGACAAAGCCGAGAAGAGCGUGUUGCGUAAUCUGCUCUCGCCAAACGGGCCCAUCCAUAUUCGAGGUUGUCUCCUGUGAGGAGAGCGUGGUGCUCAGCCUAGACGGAUGGGAGAAUCUCGGCAAAGAGGAAUUACUCGACUUGUAUGCUGAGGCGUACGGUUGGAACUGUUACCGAUGUCUGGGACAGGAGAACAAUAUCGAGUGGCAGCAGAUAAGUAAGAACGACUGGCUCACCGUAUGCGCCAGCGGCGCUGAGAAACUGCAUGGUGUACAAAGGUGGAACCCUUGGUUCUAGACGUGAUUAUGGAAGUUUGGAACGGUAGGGUUGGUUUCUCUUCUUGAAUCGAUGGCAUAAGCUCUAAGUUGGACCGUCUUAAGACAAUGUAUAACCAGGAAGAACAGGUGUGUCUCAAUCAUGUUUUAUAGCUGUAAGUCGGGGGGUGCUUUUCGUUAGGGAGUAACGAGAAGUUAGAGUGCAAGUUUGCUACCUUAGGCUAUCAGUGCCUAUGUAUCCACGAGUUUACGUAGCUUAGUUAGUGAGGAUAUAUAAAAGUGUGACCACUUUCAACUAUGCCGGAGUUCCAAGAGGUUCGGACCUCGUGUAUCCUAAACUGCAUUCAAACAAAAGCUCCAAG
This is a messenger RNA of Daldinia loculata, 1784 nucleotides long. RefSeq lists its product as uncharacterized. Bases 365 to 1444 code for a protein of 359 amino acids. NCBI's taxonomy places the organism in Eukaryota, Fungi, Ascomycota, Sordariomycetes, Xylariales, Hypoxylaceae. The record is from RefSeq and is a predicted model, not a curated record. The transcript is spliced from 2 exons.